Molecule: messenger RNA, 1827 nt
Organism: Ilex paraguariensis (yerba mate)
Lineage: Eukaryota; Viridiplantae; Streptophyta; Magnoliopsida; Aquifoliales; Aquifoliaceae
Source: the annotation of a GenBank genome assembly
AUGGUGAAGAGAAGUAAAAAGAGUAAGAGCAAGAGAGUAUCGUUGAAGCAGAAGUACAAGGUCAUACGGAAGGUGAAGGAGCACCACAAAAAGAAGGCGAAAGACGCCAAGAAGCGGGGCUUGAACCGCAAGCCCAAGGUCGAGAAGGACCCUGGUAUUCCCAAUGACUGGCCCUUCAAGGAACAAGAGCUUAAGGCUCUCGAAGCUCGUCGAGCUAAGGCUCUCGAGGAAUUGGAGGCAAAAAAAGCCGCUCGCAAAGAGAGGGCUCAAAAGAGAAAGUUGGGAUUAUUAGAGGACGGUGACAUCUCGAAUUUGGCUGACACCGUUUCUGUGAAAGAACAGAAAUUUGGUGAGAGAAGAGUUAAUAAGGAUUCUACUGGAAUCCCUAAGAGUAGGGAUAACUCGGACAGGGCUUUCUACAAAGAGUUGGUGAAAGUCACUGAAGCAUCAGAUGUCGUGUUGGAAGUGCUUGAUGCUCGAGAUCCUCUUGGUACCCGAUGUGUUGAUAUGGAAAAAAUGGUGAUGAAAGCCGGUCCUGAUAAGCAUCUUGUGUUGCUCCUCAACAAGAUCGACCUUGUCCCUCGGGAAGCUGCUGAAAAGUGGCUCACGUAUCUUAGGGAGGAAUUACCAACAAUUGCAUUCAAGUGCAGCACCCAAGAGCAGAAGUCAAACCUGGGGUGGAAAUCUGCCUCAAAGGCUGCAAAACCAAGCAAUCUUCUGCAAACUAGCGAUUGCCUUGGAGCUGAAACUCUGAUUAAAUUACUGAAGAAUUACUCAAGAAGCCAUGAUAUCAAGAAAUCAAUUACAGUCGGUGUUAUUGGCCUGCCUAAUGUUGGCAAGAGUAGUUUGAUUAAUAGCUUGAAGAGAUGUCAUGUUGUCAAUGUUGGUGCUACUCCAGGAUUAACAAGGUCUAUGCAAGAAAUUCAGUUAGACAAGAAUGUUCGGUUGUUGGAUUGCCCAGGGGUUGUGAUGCUUAGAUCUGGAGAGAGCGAUGCAUCUAUUGCUCUUCGAAACUGCAAGAGAAUUGAGAAGUUGGAUGAUCCAAUUGGUCCAGUGAAGGAAAUUCUCAAUCUUUGUCCGGCCAGAAUGUUGGUGACGUUAUACAAGAUCCCCAGCUUUGAAGCAGUUGAUGACUUUCUUCAAAAGGUUGCGAUUGUUAGGGGUAAGCUUAAAAAGGGUGGGAUUGUGGAUGUUGACUCUGCUGCAAGGAUCGUUUUGCAUGACUGGAAUGAGGGUAAAAUUCCAUACUACACGAUGCCUCCAACAAGGAAUGAAGGCAAGCCUUUGGAGGCAAAGAUUGUUUCUGAAUUUGGAAAGGAGUUCAGUGUGGAUGAAGUUUAUGGUAGUGAGUCCUCAUUCAUCGGCAGCCUUAAGGGUGUCGAUGACUUUGACCCUGUUGAAGUUCCGCCAAACAACCCUGUCAAUUUCGAUGAGAGGAUGCUUGAGGAUGAUGUACGGCCACAGCCAUCAACUGGAGGCGAAAUUCCACCUGGCAACUUAAUUGACGGUGGGGAUGACGAGUCCAUGGGAUCUGACAAAGAUAAUGCAAGAGAGGCAAAGGUCAAGACUGUGAGUAGCAGACAAAACGAGAAGCUGUAUAAUGCAGACGGUGUGCUUAACACCAAGUUGAGGAGAGCAGAGAAGAAAAAAUGGAAAAAAGCCGGUAAAUCAUUUGGAACGGAAGAUGCCAUGGAUGAUGAUUACAAUUUCAAGGUGGAUUAUGUGAGGGGUGAAGCUGCCAUGGAUGUUGCUGAAGAAGGGGACAUAGCUGAUGAUAACACUAAAAACAGGUUUGAGGUGCCCUCAGGAGUAGAGCUUGAUGCUUAA